AUGUCCCUGGCCUACAUGGUCCGAUCAAAGCCUCGAGUUUACUUCUGUGCAGUAGAAGCUUCUGAUGACGGAAACUUCUUGUGGGUCCACACGCCGGAGAAGAGGAUGAGAAUCAGUCUGCGAGACACGUUCUUCUCCGACUCCAUCCUGGAGACAGUCCGAGCAGGAUUCACGGGACAAAUUGAGCUCUGUGGUAUCUUGAAAUCUGGAAGAACUCAACUCAGAGUCCGCAUCCCCGGGGUGUUUGACUUGUCGCACAAGAGUAUUACAGCCGAAUCCUCGUGGGCAGACGCAGGAAGUCAAACUCUCGCAGCCCAGGAUGCGGACAAGAAAGCAGCCGACAUGCUCGCAGCGAAAGAAAACGAGAUCGAGGCUGCUGACGCGGAUUCUGAGACGAAAGUUCUCACAGAGCCUGUGGAGAACUUUGACACUGCUUGCGAGCUUGCGAGUGAUGUGAUGGGGUAUCCCAUCGACGACUUUCAGAGAAGAUGCCUUGCAGUCAUCCUGAAAAGGGACACAGACCUGUUAGCAAUGGCGCCUACUGGGUCUGGAAAGACAGCCGUUGCUCUCCUUGCGAUCUUGCAGGCGUUUGCGCGCGGCCAGAGGGCCAUCUACACGUCUCCCAUCAAAGCUCUUUCGAAUCAGAAGUUUGCUGAGUUCAAGCAAUGGUUCCGAUCCAAGGGAGUGAAGGGGGAGGUCACCCUGCUCACUGGCGACAUCAAGAUCCGAGCACCACCCGGGACCAAGAACGAGCUUAUAAUCUGCACUUCCGAGAUCCUCCGGAACAAGCUUGUGCGGUCGAUCGGAACCUACGUCGGCGGGGAGGUCUGUCGUGCGAUGCUUGCUCCUUGCUCCGCUCAUGCGUUCUGGUCUGAGCAGAACGUCGGGCAGGAAGUGGUGGAUCCAGACCUCGAAAGACUCGGCUGUGUUGUCUCCGACGAGGUCCAUUACAUCAAUGACCCUGAGAGAGGUUCGGUCUGGGAGGAGACGCUGAUGCAUCUUGGCCGUCACAUUCAGCUUGUUGCUCUCUCCGCUACCCUGAGAAAGCCUGAAGAGUUUGUCAAGUGGAUCGAGUUUGCAAGGAAUCGACCGGGAGAAAUCGUGCGCAGAACUGACAGACAUGUUCCCCUCUACUUCGGAGGGAUGACGUACACGAAGGACGUGUCAGAUAGUUCCUUCGUCGAGCUCUUCUGCACUCAUGGCGAUCGGGCGGGAGUGUUUGAUCAGAGCCAGUUUCAUGCGCUGUACCCCUCCGCUGCUGAGAUUCAGAAGUCUAUCGAAGCAGCCAAGCAACAGUCCAACCAAGCAAAUCAGGCCGCGCGUGCGAGUCGAGAUGCAGAGAUUAUGCACAACGCCAUGGUGGCGACAGGAGGGUCAGCUCCCAAGAAAGGUCCAGCUGUGGUGUCAAACAAGCCAGCUCGUCGGCCGCAACAGGGCAAAGAUCUCAACUUCGAACAUGAGGUGCAGUCGUGA
This is a messenger RNA of Guillardia theta CCMP2712, 1473 nucleotides long. RefSeq lists its product as hypothetical. Gene Ontology annotation, biological process: nuclear-transcribed mRNA catabolic process, 3'-5' exonucleolytic nonsense-mediated decay. Gene Ontology annotation, cellular component: Ski complex. The record is from RefSeq and is a predicted model, not a curated record. Gene Ontology annotation, molecular function: ATP binding; RNA helicase activity; nucleic acid binding. The coding region runs from base 1 to 1473 and encodes 490 amino acids. The transcript is spliced from 19 exons. Lineage: Eukaryota; Cryptophyceae; Pyrenomonadales; Geminigeraceae.